UCCCGGGGGCACCGGGCAGCUCCGCCACAGUACCGGGGGGCUGCCGGGCGGCCCCGGGAGCCGCGGGAGGCUCCUCCUCCGCCCCGGCACCGCGGGCAGCGCGGCGCUGCGGGCGCCGGGACGCGCCGCGGUGCCUCACGCGUGCGGUAUAAGGAAAUGCUAGAUCUAGUGAUAUCACCCAGCCUGACUGUAAAUAGAGAGUGCCCUGACAGACUGAAGCUUAACCUUUCUCACAUUUAUGCCACGGCUCCAGAUGACAUAGAAGGCAGCAGCAAAGCAGCACCGCAGUGUCCUCUCCAUCUGUACACCACAAAACAUUAUCCCCACAUAGUGACAGUCCCGUCCUUCCCCACGAUGGCAGCCUAUGGACAGGCUCAGUACAGCACGGGAAUCCAGCAGGCUGCUGCCUACACUGCCUAUCCCCCUCCAGGGCAGCCCUACGGGAUCCCCUCCUACAGCAUUAAGACCGAGGACAGCCUGAGCCACUCUCCAGGGCAGAGCGGCUUCCUCAGCUACGGCUCCGGCUUCAGCGCGCCCGCGGCGGGGCAGGCGCCCUACACCUACCAGAUGCACGGCACAACAGGGAUUUACCAGGGAGCCAACGGCCUGACAAAUUCUGCAGGAUUCAGUGCUGUGCAUCAGGAAUACUCCUCGUACCCCAGCUUCCCUCAGAGCCAGUACUCUCAGUAUUACAGCUCGUCCUACAACUCCCCGUACGUGUCUGCCAACAGCAUCAGCCCCUCGGCCAUCCCCACCUCCACCUACUCCCUGCAGGAGCCCUCCCACAACAUCACCAGCCAGAGCACAGAAUCUCUCUCUGGGGAAUAUUCAACAACACCAGCAAAAGAUGUAGAGACAGACAGACAUCACAGAGGGUCGGAUGGCAAGGUACGAGCCCGGUCAAAAAGAAGCAACGAUCCUUCCCCUACUGCUGACAGUGAGAUUGAGCGUGUGUUUGUGUGGGAUUUGGAUGAGACGAUAAUUAUUUUUCACUCCUUACUCACGGGAACCUUUGCAUCCAGAUAUGGGAAGGAUACCACAACCUCUGUGAGGAUAGGUCUCAUGAUGGAAGAAAUGAUCUUCAACCUUGCAGAUACACAUCUGUUCUUCAAUGACCUGGAGGACUGUGACCAGAUCCACAUAGAUGAUGUCUCAUCAGAUGAUAAUGGUCAGGAUCUAAGCACGUACAACUUCUCUGCAGAUGGCUUCCACAGCUCCAGUGCCAGCGCCAGCCUGUGCCUGGGCUCGGGCGUGCACGGCGGCGUGGACUGGAUGCGGAAAUUGGCGUUCCGCUACCGCCGGGUCAAAGAGAUGUACAACACCUACAAGAACAACGUGGGGGGUUUGAUAGGAGCUCCUAAGAGGGAGACCUGGCUGCAGCUGAGAGCAGAGCUGGAGGCUCUGACUGAUCUCUGGCUCACCCAUGCUCUGAAGGCCCUGAAUUUGAUACAUUCCAGGCCCAACUGUGUGAAUGUGUUGGUCACCACAACUCAGCUGAUACCAGCUCUGGCUAAAGUGCUUCUCUAUGGGCUGGGCACUGUCUUCCCCAUUGAAAACAUUUACAGUGCAACAAAAACAGGGAAAGAGAGCUGUUUUGAAAGAAUAAUGCAGAGGUUUGGAAGGAAAGCCGUGUACAUUGUAAUAGGAGAUGGUGUUGAAGAGGAACAGGGAGCAAAAAAGCACAACAUGCCCUUCUGGAGGAUCUCCUGUCACGCUGACCUGGAAGCUCUUCGGCACGCCUUGGAACUUGAAUAUUUGUAGCAGACCCCAACAUCUGACACUGGGAGGGCUUCACUCAGACUCUGACAUCGGUUCCAGCUAUUCCUCAAUAUUUUUUAGUAAAAAAAAAUCCCACAGCAACUGCAGAUUUUCUUUGUUUUUGAAGGAGAACCCUUUGAGUGGAAGCCUUUAAGAACUUGCAGCCAAAGAAUAUUGUCCUCCUUCCUUUGGACAGAGGAAAAUGCUCCCGAUCAGUCCCUGGGAUGCUGCAGUUGCUGGCUGAGGUGGAGGCACAGAGCUCCAAUGGCCUUUUUGCCAUCAGCAAGGCAAAUGCUACAAGUCUGGGUCUCCCUGUCAGCAUCCUUGGUUUUCAGAGGGGAAGAAGGCACAGCAAGGAGUCUCUGCACAAUCCAUCACAUCACACAGGACCUUCUGAAAAUAGGAGUGAAACUGUUGAUUUUUUUUCUUUUGGUUGUGUCUUUUUUUGUAUUUUUUUAAUUUAUGAACUAAUCUCAUUACUCUGGUAUUAAGCUCUGUACCUGUUUUUCAUCUGGCUUUUGGGGGUUGGGAGGGGUGGGGAAAGUCUUACUGUUCUAAAUUAAUAGUUCAUUUCUCCAGAACAAACUCUGGGGAGAAUCAUAUUGUGUACAUGAGUAGUAAGGACACAUGGUACUGCUGGUAAGAACUGUGGCUGUGGUUUUGAACCUCACCAGGAGGGUACAUGGACUGUGCCUGUGCCUACACGGUGCCUUAUGCUGCCUUCUUGGGGCUGAGGAGGGGGGAAAGUACCUUGUGAUGAGUGAAAGGCAUUAAAUAAAAACAUGUUUACAUUUUGGGGGACUGGAGUACCUGCCUUCUCUCCCAGCACGCUUGGAUCUAAAGGUGGAAUGUGUGCUCCAUGUUUCAAGGCUGGCCUG
This is a messenger RNA of Zonotrichia leucophrys gambelii, 2636 nucleotides long. It is a transcript of the gene EYA2, whose product is annotated as EYA transcriptional coactivator and phosphatase 2. Gene Ontology annotation, molecular function: protein tyrosine phosphatase activity. The coding region runs from base 157 to 1761 and encodes 534 amino acids. The record is from RefSeq and is a predicted model, not a curated record. The transcript is spliced from 16 exons. Lineage: Eukaryota; Metazoa; Chordata; Aves; Passeriformes; Passerellidae. Gene Ontology annotation, cellular component: nucleus. Gene Ontology annotation, biological process: multicellular organism development; positive regulation of DNA repair; cell differentiation.